UUUCGCGUGCGCCAUUUUAGCGCGUCUCGAGCCAUCCAGCAAGAUGGCGCUCUCGCUUUGUCUGCUCUGUUAUUCAUAAAAACAGUAUAUACAUUCAUAAUGCACUUAAACAGCCAGUGGAUCGAACGGACAGAUCGCAUUUGCUCGUGGUGACAAGUUGACAACAUCUGAGAGAUCUGCGCGUGACAUGAGCAUCUAGAUCCUGAGAUCCAGUAAGCUGAACACACUGGUUUCUAAACUUCAUGAGUUCUUGGGUCAUUCUCCAGACGAGGAAAACUUUCAAUCUCACAUUAAUGAAAUUUCUAAUGUUCAAAUGGCUUCCAAUGACUUAAACACGUCUGAUGAAAGAAUGAAUGAGCCUGGUUGUUCCACAGAUUUGACCAAGCCUUCAUCUUCACGCUCAAAAAGAAAACCUUCAUUUGUGACGAAGCACACAGCGGUAGAGGAGUGUGAGAGUGAAGGUGAACGUCCGGCAGCAGCUGACAGCGAACACAACAGUGUGGACGUCAAUAAACUACCACACGGGACGGUGGUGGUGAAGCCUGAACCGCUUGCUAAUGAAACUGAAGAUGAAUUCAAAGGUCCAGAAUUUCGUAACAGAGGAACAAGUAAAGUUAAAGAUGAAGCGUCACGGAAACGUCCUGAGGAAAAACUCCAGGAGAUUUUUAAUUGUACAGCAUGUGGACAGCAAGUGAAUCAUUUUCAGAGGGACUCGGUCCUUCAGCAUCCGGCUCUUCACGUUCUCAUCUGCAAGUCAUGUUUCAAGUAUUAUAUGAGUGAUGAUAUCAGCAAGGAUGACGAAGGGAUGGAUGAACAGUGCAGGUGGUGUGCGGAGGGAGGAAACCUGAUUUGCUGUGACUACUGUAGCAACGCCUUCUGUAAAACAUGCAUUUUACGCAACGUUGGACGGAAAGCGCUGUCUGUAAUUAUGAGCGAGGAAAGCAAAUGGCACUGCUACGUGUGCAAGCCUGAACCGCUGCAGGACUUGACCAAAACCUGUGAGAAAGUUCUGCUCAAUCUGGAGUCUUCUCAGAAGAGAAACAGAGGCGACGGUGACAAGACCAAACGCAAAGAGCGCAAACUCAAGCGUGGCAAACGGGAGACAGCGGCCGUUAACGGACAGGAUCAUUCAUCCGACGGAGCCGGCACGUUAGCCUUUUCCUACAAAACGCUGACCGUUCCUAAGGAACUGGUGAAAAAGACCAAGAAACUUGUCGAGACCACCAACGGUUUGAAUCGCACUUUCAUACAGUUUCUCCAAAGCACGUCGACGGGCCUGGAAGCUAACGCCUUAAGUUAUAGACACUUGAGGGCUUUCGGAUCCGUUCUGGCUGAUCUGAGAAAGGCCCACGUGGCUUUAGAGGAGUCUCUGGAGAAAGAGUUUGAAUCCAAAGGUCUUAAGUUUCAGAACGGAGAAGAGCAGCCGAGAACAGCCGACAGUCAGACUGCAGGUAAAGCGCUGGAAAACCAUCACAGCGACGGGGAAGAUGAUUUGGAUUCCACCGCUACACAUGAGAAUGCUCAGAUAGCCGAGGAGAAGCGGGAGGAGAGUCAUUCGGCUGAUGUUGAAAUGGAGACGGGAGAAGCUCAGGAGCAGUCCGGAGAAGAUCAAACCAAAGAGCAGAGUGUGACCGUAAGUCCUGAAGGUCAGAACAGCUCUGUGCCAGCUGAUGAAGCCGCUCUGGAUAAAGAUAUCGUGUCUGUACCGCCUUCUGUUCCAGAGGAACUCUUCGAGAUGGUCGAGAGUCUCGCUGUAAAGAAACCUAACGAAGACCACUCGGCUGAAUCUAGCGACGCCAAGUCCACGUCCAACGCUGAGGUGAAAGAUCCUGCCAAGGGUCUCGCCAAACUGGGUAAAAAGCUCGUAGUCAAGCUGACGCCCGUUCCUCUUAAAAUCACCAUACAGCGAGACAAAAGCAAAGAAUCGUCAGAGGACGCACCUCCACAGGAGAAGCUAAACAACAGACGCUCGCCCAGAAUAAAGACCACUCCCUUACGCAAGUCUCCAGAGGCCAAGAGCAAACAUAAAGCCAGAUCAAAGUCAAAAGAAGACGAGCGUGGUGUUGGAGUCAAGAAGGAAUGUGAUUCAGACUCGGAUGAAGUUCCUGAGAUCCUGCAGACGGCCGCUAUGAAGGCCAGCUCGGAUGAGAGUGACGCUGAUGAUGAUGAGGAUGCUGCUGGCAGGAAGAAGAGGUCAUCCAGCCGCUUGGCUGACAAGACCGUAAAACGCAAACUCAUCCGAGGCUCCUCCGACUCUGAGACCAGUGACAAGACUUCAAAGACUAAGAAACGAAACGGGAAAAAAAAGAAGGGCAAUGACUCGGACUCCUCCAACCACAACUCUGAUCUGGAGAAACAGAUGAAGAGUCUGAGCAAGCUCGGCAGCAGGAAGAAAACAUCCAUGGGUGUGAAAAAAGAAAAGAGUGAAUGCGGUAAGGAGGGCAAGAAGGGUCCUAAACGAUCAUUCGAGCGACUGCGCAGGUCACAGAAAGAAAAGACGGAUGCUAAACACGAUUCAUCCUCCAGUGAUGAUGAUGAUGAAGAACAGGCUGCCAACUCGGGAGAAGACAGCGAUCAACAGAAGAUCAAACCAAUCAUUGAAUCUGUUAUGGCAAACAUUGAUGGGUUCCAUCAGUCGUCAGGUGACGAGAUGGAUUUAAAGGCUGAAUCCUCACAGAUGCUGGAUGAUGAUGAUGACCCAGAGAACAGGAUUGCCAAGAGAAUGCUUCUGGCUCAGAUCAAAGCCAACUACUCAUCUGGAGCGGAGUCGUCAUCAUCAGCAGAAGACGACCUGGACCAAGAGACGACAAAGAAAGACAAAGAUGAUGAUGAGGACGCUGGCAAAGCAAAUGAAGAAGACGACGAGACGUCAGACUCCGGCUCAGAUGUUGACGUAAAGAAGCGUGGACGCCGUCAUCAUUUGCUGCGGAAGAAGCUGACGGUAAGCGAAGGCGACUCUGAUGAUGAGACAACAGCUAAAAGCAAGAAGGAGAGCAAUAAAAAAAGCCGAAGGAAAGGGGGCACUGAUGACUCUGCAGAUUCAGACUUUGAGGAGUCGGGUUCAGCCUCCAGUGACACCUCGGCCCUCAGUGAAGCUGUCAGUCUGGAUGAGGACAGCGAGGCGAGUAACAAACGCAAAACACGAUCAUCCAAAAAAUCCAGUAAGGACAAAGAGAGAAGCUACAAGAAAGAGAAGAAGAAACGACGGCGUAUUAAAGUUCAAGACUCAUCAUCAGAUGAAAAGAGCGGAGACGGGGAGGAAGAGGGGGACAGUGAUGAGAAAGGAACGCCCAAAGGCCGCAAGAAGAUCCGCAAGAUCCUUAAAGACGAUAACCUGCGGACAGAGACCAGAGACGCUCUGAAAGAAGAAGAGGAGAGGAGGAAACGCAUCGCCGAGAGAGAGAGAUUGAGAGAGAAACUCCGAGAGACGAUUGUAGUGGAGGAGUCUGCACAGGUCACAUGUCCCAUCACCACGAAACUGGUGCUGGAUGAAGAUGAGGAGACCAAAGAGCCGCUGUUGCAGGUUCACAGGAAUCUGGUGACCAAACUCAAACCACAUCAAGUGGACGGUGUUCAGUUCAUGUGGGACUGCUGUUGUGAGUCGGUGAGAAAGGUGGAGAAGUCUGGCGGCUCCGGCUGUAUUCUGGCUCAUUGUAUGGGUCUGGGUAAAACCCUGCAGGUGGUGACGUUUCUUCACACUGUUCUGUUGUGUGAGAAGUUGAACUUCUCCACGGCUCUGGUGGUUUGUCCUCUCAACACCGUGCUCAACUGGCUGAAUGAGUUCUCGAAGUGGCAGGAGGGCCUGAAAGACGAGGAGAGUUUAGAGGUGACAGAGCUGGCCACGGUGAAGAGACCUCAGGAGAGAGCGUACGCUCUGCAGCGCUGGCAGGAGGACGGCGGCGUCAUAAUCAUCGGUUAUGAGAUGUAUCGGAACCUGACGCAGGGCCGAAACAUCAAGAGCAAGAAACUGAAGGAAAUCUUCCAGAAAACUCUCGUCGAUCCAGGUCCAGAUUUUGUGAUCUGUGAUGAGGGUCACGUGCUGAAGAACGAAGCGUCUGCGGUUUCUAAAGCCAUGAACUCCAUCAGGACUCGACGACGAGUGGUGCUGACAGGAACCCCGCUGCAGAAUAAUCUCAUCGAGUAUCACUGUAUGGUGACCUUCAUCAAAGAGAAUCUGCUGGGUUCAGUGAAAGAGUUCAGAAACCGCUUCAUAAACCCCAUUCAGAACGGCCAGUGUGCCGACUCCACCUUCACUGAUGUCCGCGUCAUGAAGAAACGAGCUCAUAUUCUCUAUGAGAUGUUGGCCGGAUGUGUACAGAGGAGGGACUACACUGCUCUCACAAAAUUCCUGCCACCCAAACAUGAGUAUGUGCUGGCGGUGCGAAUGACGCCCAUUCAGUGCAAACUCUAUCGAUACUACCUGGAGCACUUCACAGGUGUGGGUUCUGCUCUGGAGGGAGGAAGAGGCCGCACGGGGACCAAACUCUUCCAGGAUUUCCAGAUGCUCAGCAGAAUCUGGACUCAUCCGUGGUGCCUUCAGCUGGACUACAUCAGUAAAGAAAACAAGGGAUACUUUGAUGAGGACAGUAUGGAAGAGUUCAUCGCUUCAGAGACGGAGGAGUCCUCCAUGAGUUUAACCUCUGAAGAGGAGAAACCCAAAAGAAAGAAGAAGCGUGGCAGAGGUAAAGAUCAGAGUUCAGAGAAUGACAGCGAUGAUCUGGAGGUGAUAAAAGAGUGGAACACCAGCUCUCGAGGAGGAAACCCCGAGGGACGGAACCGAGCCGAGCCGCCGCCGGAGGAGGUUCGGCCCUCGUCAAACACGGGUCCCGGCAGCCCGUCACCAGACUGGUACAAAGAGUUUGUGUCUGAGGCUGAUGCUGAAGUGCUGGAGCAUUCUGGGAAGAUUUCGCUUCUGUUUGAAAUCCUGCGCAUGGCUGAGGCUGUAGAAGAGAAAGUGUUGGUGUUCAGUCAGUCGCUCAUUUCUCUGGACCUCAUUGAAGAUUUUCUGGAGUUGGCGGGCAGAGCCAAAGAGGAAGGGAAACCUUCACCGUACAAAGGUGAGGGCAAGUGGUUCAGAAACAUUGACUACUACCGGCUGGACGGAUCCACUAAUGCCGUGACCAGAAAGAAGUGGGCAGAAGAGUUUAACGACACCAGUAAUGUUCGCGGUCGACUGUUCCUCAUCUCAACCAGAGCCGGUUCUCUCGGCAUCAACCUGGUGGCUGCCAACAGGGUCAUCAUAUUUGAUGCCUCGUGGAACCCAUCCUACGACAUUCAGAGUAUUUUCAGGGUCUAUCGCUUCGGUCAGGUGAAGACGGUGUUUGUCUACAGGUUCUUGGCUCAGGGAACCAUGGAGGAGAAGAUCUAUGACCGGCAGGUGGCCAAACAAUCGCUGUCUUUCCGUGUGGUAGACCAGCAGCAGAUCGAGCGUCACUUCACCAUGAAUGAGCUGACGGAGCUCUACACGUUUGAACCCGACCUGCUGGACGAUCCGUCUGAGAAGAAGAGCAAGAGAGCCACGCCCAUGCUGCCCAAGGAUCUUGUUCUGGCUGAACUCCUCCACAGUUUUAAAGAUCAGAUCGUUGGCUAUCACGAGCACGACUCUCUGCUGGAUCAUAAGGAGGAGGAGGCACUGAGCGAGGAAGAUCGCAAGGCGGCUUGGGCCGAGUAUGAGGCUGAGAAGAAGGGUUUCUCCGCGCGAUUCAACCAGCCGUCUUAUUCUCAAGCUGGCAUGGGACCGGCACCAGGCUACUUCCCCUUCAACGUGGCAGCCUUGGCCUCCAUGAGCAACCAACAGCUGGAGGAUUUGAUUAACCAGGGCAGACAGAAGGUGUUGGAAGCCACCAGCGCUCUGAAGUCCGUACCCAGAGAGCCUUUGGAGGACAUCAUCUCUCAGCUGUGGAAGGACAACCCCAAUCUGUCCGAGUCUCAGAUUCAGUCCAUGGCUCUGGGACGACAGGCCACCUGUGAGAUGGAGCUCAAGCACAGAGAGGCCAUUUACCGUGAUGUCCUCGGCAAACAACAAACCCUGAUGAUGUACGUGCAGAAGGUGAUCUCCAACCGGAAGGUCCAGGAGCAGCAGAUGGCCAUGGCGCGACAGGGGAUGCUGCUCAACCAGCUGGCCAUGCAGAACGGUCUGACGGGACCCAUGAGUCAGAUGGAUCUGCUGGGGUUAUAUCAGCAGCUCGGAGCCCUCCAGGGCCUGCCCAACCCCCAGCUGGGCAAGAACCCCGGCCCAUCCAAGGGUGUGUAGAUUGUAGAAGGGGCCACCAUUCGAGGAGAGAUGCCCAGACUUUGUUCAAGAGCAGUUUGUCAUUCUCUGUAUAUAGCCUUAAUGGUAUUCACCGUGGUUUUUUUCCUCACGUAUUUAAGAUUAAAGAAGAUAUUCUCCCCAAAAUGCUUUUAGGCAUUGCGAGUUUGUUUCCCUUACAUAAGGGCUGUGCAUAUAUAAAUAAUUCUUUUGCGAGGAAGACUGAAGAGGGACCACGGCGUUUCCGUGUCAGAUGUUGGUCCGGUCAGUGUGGUCUGUCACGGGUGCUUCAGAGACACUGUGACGGACAGCCAGAAGUCAAAUGGCCUUAUAUCAUGCAGCUAGUUCUCUUCGGACCUUUUAAAAACCCCUUUUCUAAUCUGCUUUUAGCUAUUUAAAAGCUGUUAUUGUUGUUGUUGUUUAUGUUAUGGAAUGUCUGUGUUAUUGAAACUGCUUGCUGAAUUCCUCUGGACUUUUCUAGCAUCACACUUUCUCGUUGUAGUGUUGCUUAGCAUAUCGAUGUGAGUACUGUUCAUGGUUUUUCUAUUUUUGAUCUUUUCGUUCUUUUGUUGUUGUUUUUUUGCCCACUGGAGUGGGUUGGCACCUAGGCAGCCGCCGGUGUCUGGCGGCAGGACUUGCAGUAGUUACAGUACAUGUUUGCGCAGUUUAACUGGAGUUGGACCUGUUCUGAUGGGAUGGGAUGAUGAUGCUCGACUGGCGCUCGGGCUGUAUUGUUCUCGUCUUUGGCACAUCUCCACAAGUCGAUGUUUUUCACUGGCGACGAUCCACACAGGGUGUCAUUCAGAAAUGCAGAGGAACUUUUUCCCUCCUGUUCUUCUCGUUACAUCUACACCAACAGUUUCUGACAUUUAAUAUGAUCUGAUCUGAUCUGCUACUUAGUAUUUAAUAUCGCAGUUAAAGAAUAAAGUGACCAAAAGGUUGAGGAACAUG
Triplophysa rosa is the source of this 7201-nucleotide messenger RNA. It is a transcript of the gene atrx, whose product is annotated as ATRX chromatin remodeler. Bases 314 to 6253 code for a protein of 1979 amino acids. The transcript is spliced from 35 exons. The record is from RefSeq and is a predicted model, not a curated record. Lineage: Eukaryota; Metazoa; Chordata; Actinopteri; Cypriniformes; Nemacheilidae. Gene Ontology annotation, cellular component: nucleus. Gene Ontology annotation, molecular function: ATP binding; ATP-dependent chromatin remodeler activity; ATP hydrolysis activity.